AACACCAAACAACAAUAAUCUUCACUAAAGAGUGAGAAAUCCCCAAUAAAAACGCAGCAGUAAACAGAGGCAAUUUUACCGACAUCGAGAGGUCAAAACAACAAUCCCACCGUUGGAUAUGAAGAAGAGGAUCUCAGGAACAACAUACUAAAAUUUCAUCCCGAUCGGAGCUCGUUUGGUCGUCGAUCGGAGCACAAAACCAGGCUGCACCUCUCUUUUUCUCUCUUCUUCCUUCUCUCGGUUUUACUCUUUUUUCUUCUCUGUUUUUCUGCUGUUUUUUCUUCUGCUCGUGAGUCGUGACCAGCCACAAAAGGCUUUUGCCUUUUCUACAAAGUGGCAGCCCCAAAGGUAAGUGAAAAUAUUUCAACUAAUUAACGUACGAUCCUAUGGCUACUCGUUUCUUGUUAUUUUCCCUUUUCCUGCUCGUCUGCGGCGCCGCCGGCAGCGACGACCCUACUACUAGCCGUCGGAGGUACGGCGAGAUCCCACUCCCCGGCGGCCUUGGCCCGGAGAGCAUAGCAUUCGACUGCAACGGCGCCGGACCUUACGCCGGCGUCUCCGACGGCAGGGUCCUCAAGUGGAACGGCCCGUCCCGCGGCUGGUCCGAGUUCUCCGUUCCUCUCCCGAACCGGAACAGAGCGCUCUGCGACCGCACCACCGACCCUAACUCCGAACCUGCCUGCGGGAGGCCGUUGGGCCUCAGAUUCAACCACGCCACCUGCGACCUCUACAUCGCCGACGCCUACUUCGGCCUCCUGAGGGUGGGGCCCAACGGCGGAGUAGCCGAGCACCUGGCCGACUCGGCCGAGGGAGUCCGGUUCAGACUGACCAACGGUCUGGACAUCGACGAGAGAACCGGAGUGGUUUAUUUCACCGACAGCAGCGCGGUUUUCCAGCGCCGGGAAUAUCUCAUGUCGUUCAACAGGGGAGAGAGAAGCGGGAGAGUGUUGGCGUACGACGCGCGCAACAAGCGCGUAAAUUGAGAAGUGGCAGAAGGGGGGACGCGGAGGCUCUACAAGUUUCGG
Molecule: messenger RNA, 1025 nt
Organism: Cuscuta campestris
Lineage: Eukaryota; Viridiplantae; Streptophyta; Magnoliopsida; Solanales; Convolvulaceae
Source: the annotation of a GenBank genome assembly